GUUAGUUCUACCUUUUUUCGAAAAAAUAUCAGUUCUUGUUUAUUCAACAGUUUAUGAUGACAACAAGAAUGAUUUUCAAAGUUUGUGUACUGCUCUUCGCUGUUACCAAAUGUCUGGCACAAGGUGCCCCAAAUAAUGGUGAAAUUCAAAUUCCAUUGGACAAGCCUUUGUCAAUUCUUCACGGAGAAUAUCAAAUCGAUAAAAAUGACAUGGAUAACUACCGUCCAACUUGGGCAUCUGUAUGGAAAAUUGACGAGCAGAAUGACAUUAACAAUGGAUUUUUUCACAUUUCUUUCUGGCCGCCCAACUAUUGCCACGCGAUCUACGUGUGUCCAGUGAAAAAAGACAAUUACUAUGAUGCACAUAACUUGGCCAUCGCUGAAAGUACUUGUGAAGAACGAUAUGUCAAAUAUUAUCCACAUGCUGAUAAGUUGUUGAUCAAAGAAUCGGGUCAAUCAGAAGUUAAAAAGUAUUGGGCGAGAAAUCGAUUGGAAUUCAUUAUUGAUGAUCAAUUAAUCUCGAAAGUUCACGUGCUUAGUAAAUCCCCAGAAAAUCAUGAUGAAUUUACAAGUGCUGUCGAUAAAGGAGAGACUGUUGCUAUGAAUUUGAAAGACACGGAUCUGCUGAUUCUCACGAACAGCCGAAUGUGCCAAGUCAAUAAGAUCGGUUCAACUUACUAUCCAUUGUUCCGUAAAGCUGUUCAAAAGGAUACGAAGGGUCUUUUUCCAAAAUGGCUGAACGAUCGGAGAACACAAGUUGCCACCGACUACUUGCCUCCAGUCAAAGAGAAAGACGCUAAAAAGUCUAUCGACUUGCUUGCAUAUCUUAAAACGUUAGACAUGAAGAAUGGAGUUUUGGCGAACCGUGAGAAGACAUGUGAAUCCGUUGGAGGAUUGAAAUCCGCUGGCAGAGGAAGAAAGAAAGAUAAUCCCUUGAUACAGAAAGCUUUGUUCAAGAGAGUUUCGGUCAACACGUAUCCUGUUCAUAUUCCAAACGAUCAGCACGUUUCCAAUGCUUACAAAAUGUUCACUCUAUCGACGAAUAAGUGCCACUGGUUCAGACUUUGGAUCACCCAGUUACCAAUUGACCAAUACAAAACAGGAAUGAAACUUUCCGAGACUGUCGAUUUCUUUCUCAACGAAGGAUUUUACGUCUCUCCUCAGUCUGAUGUUGCUUAUCCAUUGCCGGGUGUGAGUGAGCUCACAAAGUUCAAAUUCACUGUCUCACGAGAACCAAGUAACGAAAACUACGUUGACAUGGUGUUCGGAGAAAUGCAAGGAAAUCCAAUCUAUCAGGAUCAAUUCAAGCUUCCAGUUACAGAGAGCACAUCAUUCAAUAUUCAUGUUAUCAAGGCACCUGGUUGUGAUAUUGAAAUGGAUACGCGUACUUUGUUGUGGAAUGACUACAAUGCUGCAGUUCCAACUAAUAUGUGGGAAAUCGGAAAAUGUACAUUCAACUUCUUCGAUGAAUAAGUGUCCUAUUGUAUUAUGAUUUGGAAUAAAAUAAUUUAACAACCAUU
Molecule: messenger RNA, 1519 nt
Organism: Caenorhabditis elegans
Lineage: Eukaryota; Metazoa; Nematoda; Chromadorea; Rhabditida; Rhabditidae
Gene: F31E8.5
Product: DUF4091 domain-containing protein
Exons: 11
Coding region: 54-1472 (472 amino acids)
Source: RefSeq, marked reviewed